GAAAUGUUCCUUCACACGUCCCAUCUCCUUCUUUAGUUCUUUCCCCUCUCUCUCUCUCCCUCUCUCUGCUAUGGAAUCUGUUAGUCGGCGAUGUAUUUACUCCGUCGCCGAACACAUUGCCGAGAAGUUGGCAAAUGCAACUUGCUAAUGCUUACCGUGCUCGUCUUCUAAACGAGGCGUUCAAUGCUAGUGCAUCUUCUUCUCCUCGAUAGCUUCUCCUGCUGCUUUUUCCGGUGGCCAUAGAGAUAGCAAACGAGCUUCUUAUUCAAUCUUCGUAUUUACUGAACGAAGUUGAGUUGGCUUUCUCUUUGUCUCUCUAAACUCUCUGUCUUUGUCUCUGUCUCUCUUCCUUGGAAUUCUGAGCUCCGAUCGCGUUCCUUGUAGCCGUUGGUUGUUUCCGAUCCCAUAGAUCUACACCGUUCGAUUAUCUGCUUUGAAAGCUGUUACUCGUUGCUCAAGUGUUUGUAAGUAGUCAUUUCUAAGCUUAUAAGUGGUUGCCAAACUUCUAUUUUAAGCUAGAAUCAGAGUUGAAAUCUCGAAGACGAAGAGCGCGAUGCUGGAUCUUAAUCUGAAUGUGGUCUUGGCUGAUUCGUCUGAGAAAGACGAAUCGGUAACUUUCCUCGAUAAAUUACCCGAAGGUUCUUCCGGGAACCAAUUAGACGAAUCGGGGACCUCGAACUCCUCGAUCGUCAAUGCCGACGCGUGCGAGGACGACUCGUGUUCCACACGCGCCACCAGGGACUUGUUCACCUUCAACUUCGGUAUAUUAAAAGUCGGAGGCGGGAACGACGUCGUCACCAAGGAGCUCUUCCCUGUGAGCGAAGGGAAGGACGGGGAUGCUAUGAAUUGGCAGGGUCAAUCUUCGUCCUCUUCUUCUUCGUCGAAGAAGAAUUGGAUCGACCUGUCGUUCGACCAGGGCGGUGGGUCUGCUGAGGUGAGAGUGGUUCAGCAACCGCAAGAGCAACAAAAGCAGCAGGUGAAGAAGAGUAGGAGGGGACCGAGGUCUAGGAGCUCGCAGUACAGAGGUGUCACGUUCUAUAGGAGGACUGGGAGAUGGGAAUCCCAUAUCUGGGACUGUGGGAAGCAAGUGUAUUUGGGUGGAUUUGACACUGCUCAUGCUGCUGCUAGGGCCUAUGAUCGUGCUGCUAUUAAGUUUAGGGGGGUUGAUGCUGACAUCAAUUUCAAUCUCAGUGAUUAUGACGAUGAUAUGAAACAGAUGAAGAAUCUGGCCAAGGAAGAAUUUGUGCACAUACUAAGGCGGCAGAGCACUGGGUUCUCAAGGGGGAGCUCAAAAUAUCGAGGAGUGACACUGCACAAAUGUGGACGAUGGGAAGCUCGGAUGGGGCAGUUCCUUGGGAAAAAGUAUAUAUAUCUUGGGCUGUUCGACAGCGAAGUAGAAGCUGCAAGGGCUUAUGACAAAGCAGCUAUCAAAUGUAAUGGAAGGGAGGCGGUCACCAACUUUGAACUGAGUACGUAUCAAGGGGAGAUGAUCUCUGAGGCCAGUAAUGAAGGUGGUGACCACAAUCUUGAUCUGAAUUUGGGGAUGUCUCCUCCUUCACUUGGUAAUGGUUCUAAGGAGAUUGAAGGGUGUCUUCAGUUCCACUCCGGCACUUAUGACAUGCAAAGUGAAAGGAGUUCUAGGAUGAAGAACCAUGUGCACUCAACGUUAACAGAUCCACAUUUAAAAGGGCUAGUAACGACAUCAGAGCAGUCAACCUUAAUGAAGGGUUUAUAUCCUAGCUUCUUUCCUAAUGAGGAAAGAGCAACAAACAAGAGAACUGCAUUAGGUUCUUCACAAGGACUCCCCAAUUGGGCAUGGCAAAUGCAUGGCCAAGUCAGUGCUCCCCCAAUGCCACUGAUCUCUACUGCAGCAUCAUCAGGAUUCUCAUUUUUGUCUACCCCUCGCUCCGCUGCCAUUCCUCCGGCAAAACCUCCCAGUUCAAUGCCCCACAAUCUGUGUUUUACUUCAUCAGCCACAGCUGCCGCCAACACCGCUCCAUAUUUUUACCUGGCAAAGCCACCACCUGCACCACCCUAGCCUAUUUCCCCCUCCGAAUCAAAGGGGGCAGGCAAACAUAACAGUUGUGGUUUUCAGAAUUCUUUUUAUAAUUCUAAUGCUGUUUGUGACAAAAUGCAAAGACUCGACUAUUCCUGACUUAGAUAGGUCAUUCCCAUACUAUGUUGGCUAAUAUAUGUUGAGAAAUGAUAAUUCCCAUUGCUUAUGGUUUCCAGCAA
This is a messenger RNA of Juglans regia (Persian walnut), 2235 nucleotides long. RefSeq names its product ethylene-responsive transcription factor RAP2-7-like. Gene Ontology annotation, biological process: regulation of DNA-templated transcription. Gene Ontology annotation, molecular function: DNA-binding transcription factor activity; DNA binding. Lineage: Eukaryota; Viridiplantae; Streptophyta; Magnoliopsida; Fagales; Juglandaceae. Bases 554 to 2038 code for a protein of 494 amino acids. The transcript is spliced from 10 exons. The record is from RefSeq and is a predicted model, not a curated record.